This is a messenger RNA of Pseudo-nitzschia multistriata, 1964 nucleotides long. The record is from the annotation of a GenBank genome assembly. Lineage: Eukaryota; Bacillariophyta; Bacillariophyceae; Bacillariales; Bacillariaceae.
CUUCCAAACGAACCAAUGCUACAGUACAUAUACAUACAGUAAUUCGCGAUCGUGGUUUUAAUUCGCGCAAUUCAUUACAGUAGCUACUGGUACGCAGUACUGUAGAAGAUCGGGUACGUACGGGUACGUACGGGUACGUAGCAUCAGUAUUCGUACGAUACACAUCUUCUUCUCCUUUGUUGUGGCACGGUGAAGGAACCGUCCAUCAUCCAACAGAAGCCGACUGCGUUGCCCUGCUUGUACCACUCAUUGACAAUUGACAAGCAAAACCAAAACGCAUCCGAUAGCGACGGGAGACAAUGAUGCGGACCGAACACAGCGAUUUAUCCCCUCGAUUGUCUCUGGAAGUCGCGGGGCAUCCUCUGUCUUCUCUGGGUUUCGAUGGCAACCGAAGCAGCUCCUCGCCGCAGGAACACCGGAGAGGAGUUGGUUUGGGAGAGAGGAGAGUGGGGGUUCUUUCUCUCUCUUCUCCCCCGGCAGCAAUAGCAUCGCCAGCGGGUACGGGAACGGGAACGGGAACCACGGCGCUCGUGAUCAAGGAAGAAGACCUGAGGCUCCUCUCCGACGCCGUGGGAGGGGUUCUGGAGGGGGCCGACGAGACGCUCCGGUGCCUGGAGACCGAUCGGGCCUUGCUCCCCUCGGCGAUUCUCCGAAAGUGCAACGAGAUUGCGGACGGACUGGCCUCGCUGGCAGCGGAACUGGAGGGGCAAUCCCCGGAGGAACGAAACCGGCUGGCGGACGCCAUCGGCCACGACCUCCGGCUCUGCGACGAGGCACUGCUCGGGGCGCAAGGCGGGGGGGCCGAGGCGGAAAUUCACGCGGGGAAUCCUGCGAGUGCAAGCGAUGAUUAUGAUUUCGUGGUUGGCAACGAGAGGGACGAGGUUCUCCGGGCUCUGUCGGGGGCGUCGACGCUCCUGCGAGACAUGGAAACCUCCUUUCGGGAGAUCGGGGACGAGGAAGCCGAAGAGAUUGCCGAUGCCGCCCUGAUCACGGCCCGGCUCUUCCUCCUCUCCCUGGAGAGCUUCYACUCAAACCUGGUGGAAAACCUCGACCGAGGCGACGACCGAGGGCGCUGCGGAGAACCCAUCGCCUCGGGUGUUUUCAUCGAAGAAUUGCCGGACGGCGACGGAGGCACCGACGGAGGCAGCGACGGCGACGGCGGAGCAGAGCCACGGGAGGAGCACCGGGCAGGCCGGACACGAGAAUCCCGGAGGCACGCGCACCGCCGCAUGCGGGUCCUGUGGCCGGCCCUGGGCCCGGGCGUCGACACGGCCAUGGCCUGGACCAGGGAGGAAGCCACCAGGCGUCCCUUCCUGGCCGUGGCCCUGGGGCUGACGCUCUGGCCGGUGGCCCUUUCCACGGCCCUCCUCGGAACCUCCGUGGCCCUGAUCGACGGGGCCGUCCAGGAGGCCUACGACCGCUUCAAGGACGGCCCCUGGAUCUCGGCCCUCGAGCACGGCGCGGCGCAGGCCUACCAGGCGGGGAGGCUCUCGGUGGCGACGGGAAGGCUCGUGGGGAGGCAGGGCCUCAGGGUGGCCGCGAGGCAGAUCGAGCGCCGCGGGGGCCUCGGACCCGUGGCCCUGGACCUGGGGGGGAUGGCCCUGGACAAGAUCGCCCACCCCAUCGACACGAUCGGGAAGGCCUGGGACGGCUUGCACUGGGGCUUUGGUGCGGUGAGGGACACGGCGGAGGAGUUCUUGUCGGUCCGCCGGGAGCGGCGGGAGUCCAUGGUAUAGGCCAACGAGCCGGAGCGAAGUGGGGCGAGGGGAGGCGAGACGAGACGWGACGUGAUGAGGCGAGAUGCACCGACGAAGCUCUUGGGGAASCAUCGAACCCGCAGCGAGCAGAGCAGAGCAGAGCAGUGCGAUGCGAUGCGAUGCUAUGCGAUGCGAUUUGCAAAAGAGUUGGUGGUUUGAUCUGCCGUUUGGUUGGUGUUCUCUUGUAAAUACAUMUGCGAGGUCUAU